Aspergillus uvarum CBS 121591 is the source of this 4873-nucleotide messenger RNA. Its product is annotated as acetyl-CoA synthetase-like protein. Gene Ontology annotation, biological process: biosynthetic process; secondary metabolic process. NCBI's taxonomy places the organism in Eukaryota, Fungi, Ascomycota, Eurotiomycetes, Eurotiales, Aspergillaceae. Gene Ontology annotation, molecular function: CoA-ligase activity; phosphopantetheine binding. The record is from RefSeq and is a predicted model, not a curated record. Bases 17 to 4873 code for a protein of 1618 amino acids. The transcript has 7 exons.
AUCCCUCGCUCUCACCAUGUUACUGCACCCUAGUCCUUCACCUGCCGGCUUGGGGUUGAGCAAAGACCAGGUUCGGAGCUGCACUGCGGAAGUCGUCCGUGAUACCCUGCCCCCACGCGAGGCCACCAGCCUGCUCGAGCUUCUGCAGCGAGCUGCAACCACCUCUGCAGGUAUCACCUUUUACAAGACCUCAGGUUCUACUGCAGAGUCGGCAGAGUGGUUUUCCUACCAGCAGCUGCUCAUACAGGCCUGCCAUGAUGCGCAGUGGCUGCAGACCUCGGUGUCGAACCUGCAGCGGGACACGGUCUUCCUGCUGCAUUUCGACACCCACGAGGAAAAUAUCCGCUGGUUCUGGGCGUGCACAGUCGCGGGCUAUUUGCCGUGUAUUGUUCCCAAGUUCGCGGUUUCGACCGACCGUCGCAUCGCGCAGGCCGAACACAUCCUCCGGCUGCUGGAUGGGCCGGUGGUGCUCACCAAUGGCCGCAUGGCGUGCGCCUUUCAGGGCAUCGACACCCCGCGUUUGUAUCGGGUCGAUCAGCAAACCGCACUGACCAGCAGACUGGCCACCACGGCAGCCACCACUCCGCUCCCAGUCGAUCGCAACCAACGGGCCGACGAUCUCGGAGCCCUGAUGCUCACCUCAGGCAGCACCGGUUUCUCCAAAGCCGUGUGUCUCCGGCAGCCGCAGAUGCUGGCCGCAGCCGCCGGGAAAGCCGCACACUGCGGAGCGACCUCUCAGGACGUCUUCCUCAGCUGGAUCGCGCUCGACCACGUCGUCAACCUGGUCGAGAUGCACCUCCACGCCAUGCGGCUGGGGGCAGAGCAGAUCCAGGUGGCUACUGAGCUGGUAGUGGCCGAGCCGCGCCGCUUCCUCGACUUGGUCGAUCGCCAUCGCGUCUCCCUCAGCUUUGCCCCCAACUUCUUCCUGGCCCUGCUGUGCGAGCGCGUCUGUCAUCCCACACCGGAGCAGGAGGCCCAGCCCGCCCCAAGCUGGGACCUCUCGUGUCUGCGCUGUGUCUUUUCUGGCGGCGAGGCCACUGUGCGGCAAAUGGCGGUGCAGCUCCUCCGGGCACUCCAGCCCUACGGCGCCCGGCCCUUCAUCCGCGCGGGCUACGGCUUGACCGAGUCGUGCGCGGGCAUGGUCUGGGACCUGGUCGACCACACCGUGGACGGCCUUCAUGACGCGGCGGGCGAGUUCAUGUGCUGCGGCCUGCCCAUCCCCGGGGUGAAGAUGCGCGUGCUGCGGGAGCGCGACGAGAGCGAGGCGGCCGCGGGCGAGGAAGGGAUGUUGCAGCUGCGCGGAGCCGUGCUGUUCGACCGAUACUACCGCGAUGCGGCCGCCACGCGUGGGGCUUUCACGUCCGACGGCUGGUUCAUCACAGGGGACAACGCCUACCUGGAUGCGCACGGCCAGCUGUACAUCACGGGCCGCACCAAAGACACGCUCCUGCUCAACGGGCUGACCAUCUUCGCUGUCGAGGUCGAGCAUAGCCUUGAGCAGGCACGGAUCCCCGGUCUGACCCCGAGCUUCACGCUCGUCUUCGCUCACCGGCCCCCCGGUGCCCUAACCGAGUCCUACUGCGUAGUGUACCUGCCCAGCUACAGCCCAGACGACGCCGCGGCCCGCGUCGCCACCACCGAAGCUAUCGAGCGGAUCGCCAGUCUGGUCGUGCACGUCAAACCCGCCGCGGUGCUCCCCCUACCACGCAGCCAUUUCGAAAAGACCUCACUUGGCAAGCUCUCCCGAGCGCACUUCCGGCGCCUCUUUGAGUCUGGCGCCCUGGACUCCGAACGCAAAGCGCACGAGAGCAGCAUCCAUGCGCACCGCCAAGCGCACCGGCAGGCCCCCUCCUCGCCCACCGAGCAAACGAUCCUCACCCUCAUCUGCGCGCGCCUCCACGCGGCCGACCCCGACUCCGUCAGCGUGACCACCAACCUCUUCAGCCUGGGCCUCUCUUCGCUCGACUUCUACACCGUCACGCAGGAUUUGCACCAAACCUUUGGAGUGGUCUUCACCCUCCCGGACCUUCUCAGGGACCCGACCGUUGCCGGUCUCGCCCGCCGCCUGGCCUCCAAGCAGCAACAACAACAACCCAGCCCUAACUCCCAACACCACUCCCCCUCUCUCUCCCCCUCCCUACAACCAGACAACCCCACCGAAUACGACCCCGUCGUCCCCCUGCAACUUACCGGCCCCAAAACCCCACUAUGGCUCGUCCACCCCGCCUCAGGCAACGUCCUCAUCUUCGCUAAUCUAGCACGAGCCUUCCACGACCGACCCAUCUACGCCUUCCGAUCCCGCGGCGUCCAAUCCGGUGAGCCCCUCUUCACCAGCAUCGCCGAGAUGGCCUCCACCUACGCAGCAGCGAUGCAACGCACGCAGCCCUCGGGCCCCUACGCACUCGCCGGCUACUCGCUAGGCAGCAGCAUCGCCUUCGAGAUCGCCAAACGCCUCGAGGCUACCGGCGCAGAAGUCCGUUUCCUAGGCGCACUAGACGGACCCCCGGACAUCGCGCCGCUCGUGGGCCAGCUCACCUGGACCGAGGCGCUGGUCAUGAUCGGGUACUUUUACGAGCUCAUCUCCGAAACGCGGUGCGUGGCGUUGAUGCCGCAGUUACGCGAUGUAGAUCGCGAGCUCGCGUUGGAUGUGGUCCUGCGGGAGGCAGACCCAAAUCGCGUGAAGGCGUUACGGUUGGAUCGGGAGGAGCUCAGGCAUGUCACCGACGUGACGGCGGGUUUCUCCCGCGCCGCGGGCGAGUAUACCCCGGCCGGGAGCGUGGCGGGCGCGCCUGUGGAUGUGUUCGCCGUCGAUCCGCUGCUCACGGUCACGGAUGACCGGGGGGUCUGGAUCGAGCGGUAUCUGGGCCAGUGGCAGGGGUUGUCGCAGCGGGGCAUGGCGUUGCACCAGUGCGAGGGCCGCCAUGCCGAUAUGCUGGGCGCGCGCCGUCGGGGCGGGAUCCGUCGCGGUGGUGCGACCAAGUCGCCGGUCACCGAGGCUCCAGCGCCAGUCCACAACCCUACCUUUCCAGCUGUGUCCAUCGGCCAGCACCCAUUUCCAGUCUCCGCUCCAAAUAAUGUGAUAGGAGAGGAAGAAGACCUAGCGAACAUCUUCAAUCUACUCCACCCUCUUGGUGGGAUUCGCAAUCUGGAUGUGAAUGAGAUCGAUGGAUCGAGAUAUGAUGAUUGGAGCGGAGUGCCAGCGGCAGAAGGCCCGGACAUUAAUGCUUGUGAUCCCAUGGGAGAUGUGAUUGGCACGAGUCCUCUAGUGGUUCUGCGCGCAUAUGCAUCCGAUGAGGACCUACUGAAUGCUUACUACGUACACAUUCAUCCAUUCUUGCCGAUUCUUCCGCCUCCUCUCACACCGCAACCUGAUGACCGGCCGUCAGCUGUUCGAUUUGCGCCGGGCCAAGUCCGGUCUAUCCAAGAAUCCUCUUUUCUACACUGGCCGGCUUCCGCACUGACCCUGGCUAUCGCAGCCAUUCUGGUAUCCAUUCCUCUGCCCCAGGGUUCCGACCCGAGUGCAGAAUCGAGUCUCUCGUUGAGACGGUCGGCGGCACAGCAUUUCGCAGAAGCGGCGUUUCGUGCAGUGGACGACGGGACCGAUGCGAUGGCUCAUACACCGGCCGACACAACUAUCUUCGCAGGACCCGGUACCGGUAACAACGACAUCUCGCCAGUGUCUUCCGUCCUGGCCCUGAUACUACUGAGUAUUCAUGAAUACUGCCAGCGGGGGAACGUGUCUCGCAUGCGGCGUCGCGCUAACCAGGCGAUCACAACCGCCAUGGAUCUCCGCUUGCAUAGCCUGGGUGCUGCGGCAACCGAGGCACAGCGCCGAGCGUGGUGGGGUGCGAUGCUCAUUCUAUAUCUAUCGUCCAUCGACCAAGACGUAUUACCUCUCAUCACCCUUGACGACCCGAGGAUCACAACUCCAUAUCCUGCCAUCCACAACCACUCGGAGCCAUGGCCCCUUCUACUCCAAGCCGAAGCUAUCAUCCUAUCAGUCUCGCAGACCUUGUAUAACCAGCACAGCCCUAAUGUGCCAGCAGCCCCGUCUCCUUCCCUCAAGGCUGAAAUUACACAGCUUGACGCGAACAUCCUGGAAUUAACGCGCAAGCUCGACCGGUCACCGCGACCUGCAUCCAGGGCCGGUGUCGAAGAACAGGCACUCUUAACAACGUGGGCGAUCGCCCAGUCAUUGGCCUAUUCAGCCCGCGUGCGCCUCCACCGCUUUCACGCCUUCAGCAACAUAGCCCCCAUAUUCUUCUCCAAACACUGCAACCUCCCCACCCACUCAGACCCCACCCGGCCGCGUCAGUCAAUACCCGAAGAGCAGAUCCUCGCCUCCGCUGCCUUCCCAUCCACAGAAGCGCAGUCCUCCCUAAUCUGUCUGAAAGCCGCCCUGGCCAUGGCGCGCGCAUACGAAAGGAUCGCAGCGAUUGCAUCCGAAGGCGGCUCACGCAACGGAGCAUCUCACCCCCAAGCGAUCGGAGCAGCACCUGCCCCCCCCACAGAGGGAUUUUUUCUUCCCGGUGCAGCGCAACUUCCACAGCGAACGCACAUCAUCCCGUUUUUCCUCUGCGGCGCGAUGCAGGCCUCCUAUGUCCUGCUCAUGACUUACCGUCAGCUUCGGAUGGCGCUCGGAUUGACGGGGGAGGAGCUGCAGGUCGCUCUGGGGACGUACGCCCACCUGCUUCCGCACCUGCUGGAGCCGGGAGCCGAGGUCCAGGAUGUGGAGCGGCUGCUGCGCGAGCUGCGGCAGGGAGUGGAGUCGAUUCUCGGGGCGAUGCGGUUGACGGUCGCGUUUGAGGGGGUGGGGGGGAUGGGGGUCGAGGUGCAGGGCGCGUAUCGUUCGGUGUGUGGAGGGGAAUUGUAA